Molecule: messenger RNA, 6110 nt
Organism: Penaeus indicus
Lineage: Eukaryota; Metazoa; Arthropoda; Malacostraca; Decapoda; Penaeidae
Gene: Duox
Product: dual oxidase-like
Exons: 24
Biological process (GO): superoxide anion generation; response to oxidative stress; defense response
Cellular component (GO): NADPH oxidase complex; plasma membrane
Molecular function (GO): peroxidase activity; calcium ion binding; heme binding
Source: RefSeq, a predicted model, not a curated record
CCCGGAGAGCUACAUCGAGAAACAGCGCUACGAUGGCUGGUACAACAACCUAGCGCACCCUUCUUGGGGCUCCGUUGAGUCUCGUCUGACGCGGAAGACGCCGGCCAGCUACGCAGACGGCGUGUACAUGCUGGCGGGGCAGGACCGGCCGUCGCCCCGCACGCUGUCGCAGGCGCUGCUCAACGGGCGCGACGGCAUGGCCUCCGAACGCAAUCGCACCGCCAUGCUCGCCUUCUUCGGCCAAGUAGUGUCCUCGGAGAUCCUGCAGGCGUCGGAGGCUGGCUGCCCCAUCGAGAUGCACGAGAUCAGCAUCGAGGCGUGCGACGAGAUGUUCGACAAGGGCUGCACCGGCGCCAAGUCCAUGCCAUUCCACCGCGCCGGCUACGACUACGCCACCGGACAGAGCCCCAACAGCCCGCGCGAGCAGCUGAACUACGUGACGUCAUGGCUGGACGGCAACUUCGUGUACAGCACCAGCGAGGCGCGGCUCAACAUGCUGCGCUCCUUCAGCAACGGCACCUUCAGGACGGACCCCGACGACGCCAGCCUCCCCCCGAGGAACGUCGAGAGGAUCCCCAUGGAGAACAACCCGACGCCGCACGUGCUCAAGAUCCUUAGCCCCGAGAGGAUGUUCCUGCUCGGCGACCAGAGGACCAACCAGAACCCGGCUCUCCUGGCCUUCGGCAUCUUGUUCUUCCGCUGGCACAACGAGCAGGCGCGCAGGAUCCAGGAGGAGCAUCCCGACUGGCAGGACGAGGAGGUGUUCCAGAAGGCGCGAAGGAUCGUGGUCGCGCAUCUGCAGAACAUCAUCAUGUACGAGUUCGUCCCCGCCUUCAUCGACGAGGAGAUCCCGCCCUACGAUCGCUACCGCCCCGACGUCCAUCCGGGCAUCUCGCAUGUGUUCCAGAGCGCCGCCUUCAGGUUCGGCCACACGCUGGUUCCCCCGGGGCUGUACCGACGCGACGCCGGAACUGACUGCAAGUUCGUCGGAUCCCAGACCGGCUACUCCGCCCUCCGUCUCUGCUCUACGUGGUGGGAUGCUGACGACGUGAUGGCCAACAGCACGGUGGAGCAGCUCCUCCGCGGCCUGGCCUCGCAGCUGGCCGAGAAGGAGGACCACGUGCUCUGCUCCGACGUCCGCAACAAGCUCUUCGGGCCGCUCGAGUUCUCCAGGAGGGACCUGGGGGCGCUGAACAUCAUGCGCGGGCGCGACAACGGGCUGCCCGACUACAACACGGUGCGCAAGUGCUUCCACCUGGACGUGGUCGAGCGCUGGGAGGACAUCAACCCCGACCUCUACGCCGACCACCCCGACCUCCUCGAGAGCCUCCGCUUACUCUACAAGGGCGACCUCAUGAACGUCGACCUGUACGUCGGCGGGAUGCUGGAGUCGAAGGACGGACCCGGGGAGCUCUUCAAGGCUAUUAUCAAGGAGCAGUUCCUCAGACUCAGGGACGCCGACAGGUUCUGGUUCGAGAACGAGGAGAAUGGCCUUUUCGACGCCGACGAGAUCGCCGCCAUCCGCGAAGUGCGCCUGUGGGACAUCAUCGUGAACGCGUCGGGCGUGGCUCCCGAGGAGGUCCAGCAGAAUGUGUUCUUCCACCUGGCCGACGACCCGUGUCCUCAGCCGGCACAGCUCAACACCAGCGAGAUGGAGCCGUGUAUCUACAUGCAGGGAUAUGAUUAUUUCCAGGGCUCUGAAGUGACGUACAUCUACUCGUGCAUCCUCCUGGCCGCCGUGCCGCUCAUCUGCGCCGGCGCCGGCUACGCGACCGUCAAGUUCCAGAACUCCCGCAGGAGGCACUUCCGCACGCUGCAGGAGGAGAACAACAACGGCCGCAGCGUCGACAAGAUGAUGGUCAAGGAGUGGCUGCACCAGAACCACAAGCGCAUCGUGAAGGUGAAGUUCGGUCCGAACCAGGAGAUCUGCACCGUGAACCGCAAGGGCGAGAAGCUGCGGCGCGUGAACGUGGCUCACGUGGACACGCUGGUGGUGGAGAUCACGCAGGACCAGCGGCGGAAGCCCAUGGUGCUGCUGCGGCCGCCGCUCGACCACGACCUCGUCCUGGAGUUCGACACAGAGGCGGCGCGCAACAAGUUCCUGAACAAGCUCGAGCAGUUCCUGAUGAGCCUGAAGAAGGCCCUGGACAGGGUGCAGACCAACAAGGAGCAGAUGCUGGCCAACGCCGAGACGAAGGAGCGUCGCACGAAGCGCCUCGAGCACUUCUUCCGCGAGGCCUACGAGCUCACCUUCGGCCUCAAGCCCGGCGAGAAGCGCAAGCUCGAAGACGCCGCCAGCGACGUCGUUAUGGUGAUGCGGACGUCGCUGUCCAAGAAGGAGUUCGCCGGCGCGCUCGGCAUGAAGCCCGACGACAUCUUCGUGCGCCGCAUGUUCAACAUCGUCGACAAGGAUGGCGACGGGCGCAUCUCCUUCCAGGAGUUCCUGGACACCGUCGUGCUCUUUAGCAAGGGCUCGACCGACGACAAGCUGCGCAUCAUCUUCGACAUGUGUGACAACGACCGAAACGGCGUCAUCGACAAGACUGAGCUCUCCGAGAUGCUGCGCUCGCUGGUGGAGAUCGCCAAGACGAACACGGUCAGCGACGAGGAGGUCGAGGAGCUGAUCAACGGCAUGUUCAGCUCGUCGGGCAUCAACCACAAGGAGUCGCUCACCUACGACGACUUCAAGCUAAUGAUGCGCGAGUACAAGGGAGACUUCAUCGCCAUCGGCCUCGACUGCAAGGGCGCCAAGCAGAACUUCCUCGACACGUCCACCAACGUCGCCAGGAUGGCAAGUUUCCACAUCUCCGAGGUCAUGAACAGGAACCAGCACUGGAUGAUGAAGAAGUACAACUCGCUGGCCACAUUCCUGGAAGAGAACAGGCAGAACGUUUUCUAUCUGUUCGUUUUCUACGUGAUCACCAUUGCUCUCUUCUGCGAGCGGUUCAUACACUACUCCUUCAUGGCGGAGCACACUGACCUGCGGCACAUCAUGGGCGUGGGCAUCGCCAUCACGAGGGGCGCCGCCGCUUCGCUGUCCUUCUGCUACUCCCUGCUUCUGCUCACCAUGUCCAGGAACCUCAUCACCAAGCUCAAGGACUUCAGUUUCCAGCAGUACAUUCCCCUCGACUCGCACAUCCAGUUCCACAAGAUCGUUGCGUGCACGGCUCUGUUCUUCAGUAUUCUUCACAGCUGCGGCCACUUGGUCAACUUCUACCACGUGUCGACGCAGCCGGUGGAGAACCUCAGGUGUCUAACGCAGGAAAUCUCCUUCGCCUCCGACCAGAAGCCGACCGUGGGCUACUGGCUCUUCCAGACCAUCACAGGUCUGACUGGCGUGUCGCUGUUCAUUAUCAUGUGCAUCAUCUUCAUCUUCGCGCACCCGAUCAUACGAAGGAAAGCGUACAAGUUCUUCUGGGCUGCACAUCAGCUGUACAUCCUGCUGUACAUCCUCAGUCUGCUGCACGGACUGGCUCGUCUCACAGGAGCACCCAGGUUCUGGAUCUUCUUCGUCGGCCCGGGCAUCAUCUACACCCUGGACAAGAUCAUCAGCCUUCGAACGCGUUAUAUGGAGUUGGACAUCAUUGAGACGGAGUUGCUGCCCUCGGAUGUGGUCAAGGUCAAGUUCUACAGACCUCCCAACUUCAAGUACCUGAGCGGCCAGUGGGUUCGCCUCAACUGCACCGCUUUCAGGCAGUCAGAAUACCAUUCGUUCACCCUGACCUCAGCGCCCCACGAGAACUUCCUGUCGUGCCACAUCAAAGCCCAAGGACCGUGGACGUGGAAGCUCAGGAAGUUCUUCGACCCGCACAAUUAUGUUCACGAUGAGGAGAACCCGCCCAAGGUUACCUAAGGACCUCCUAACUGAGUCCUUCCUCGCCUCGCCCACAAGUUCGAGGUCGCGGUGAUGGUCGGCGGAGGCAUCGGCGUCACGCCCUACGCCUCCAUCCUCAACGAUCUCGUCUUCGGAACGUCGACCAACCGCUACUCGGGGGUUUCGUGCAAGAAGGUCUAUUUCCUAUGGAUUUGCCCGACGCAUCGCCAGUUUGAAUGGUUCAUUGAUGUGCUACGUGACGUUGAGCGUAAAGAUGUCACCAACGUCUUAGAAAUGCACAUUUUCAUCACGCAGUUCUUCCAUAAGUUUGAUUUGAGAACGACUAUGCUGUAUAUUUGCGAGAACCACUUCCAGCGACUGAGCAAACGUAGCAUGUUCACCGGACUGAAAGCCAUCAAUCACUUCGGCCGGCCUGAUAUGACGUCCUUCCUGAAAUUUGUGCAAAAGACGCAUAACUAUGUCUCUAAAAUCGGCGUGUUCAGCUGCGGCCCGAACCCCCUCACCAAGAGCGUGAGCACGGCCUGCGAGAACGUGAACCGGGGCCGACGUCUGCCAUACUUUAUUCAUCACUUCGAAAACUUCGGCUAAACGUGUACAUAAGAGGUCUAUUUUGAUAUAUCUUGUCGUGUUAGAAAAAAAUAAAUAAAUUGAGGAAAAAGAGAAAUGGAAGGUUUGGGGACCAAAAAAAGAAAAAAAAGAAAAGGCAAAUCUUCGAAGCUUGUUUUCUAUACCGUGACACUUGUGCAUUCUUCUUCUUCUUCUUCAUUUAGCUGCCUCUUCUCUGUCUCCCUCUCCCUCUCCCUCUCCCUCUCCCUCUCCCUCUUGCUCUCCCUUCCUCUCCCCCUCCCUCUCCCUCUCCCUCUCCCUCUCCCUCUCCCUCUCCCUCUCCCUCUCCCUCUCCCUCUUGCUCUCCCUUCCUCUCCCCCUUUCUUUGCCUUCCUUUGCUAUCUAGUGCCUUCUGUCUUGCUUUGUUUCUCUUGCCUUAUAACACUUUCUGUUGCUAUAGAAAUUCAUUUUAUAAUUUCAUCCAUUUCCCUAUUGCCUCUUGGCUUAACACGUGCUAUCUUGUCAUAUGAACGUAAAAUAAUGGUAUACUUAUCAAAUGUAUAGUGUUUAUGUUAUGAGCAUUAUGGUUUGGUAUGAUUAUGAUUAAUAUGAAUUUGUUGUUAUUAUUUUUAUUAUUAUUAUUAUUAUCAUCAUUAUUAUUAUUAUUAUUAUUAUUAUUAUUAUUAUUAUUAUUAUUAUUAUUAUUAUUAUUAUUAUUAUUAUUAUUAUUAUUAUUAUUAUUGUUAUUAUUGUUAUUAUUAUUAUUAUUAUUAUUAUUAUAAUUAUUGUUAUUAUUAUGAUCAGUAUCAUCACCAUCAAUAUUUUUAUUUUUAUUUCAGUUAUUAUUGAUUUUGAAUACGGUACUGUUGUCAUCACCAGUACCAUGGUCACGAUUAUUAUUAAGAUCGAUGGCUCUUUUAUAUUAUUAUGAUCAUCCUAUGUGAUAGCAUGAAGAUUUUCCAUAUCGAGGUGCGAACGACAAUCUCUCUAGAUGCGAGUUAUAUAACGACGCCAUGAUGAUUGCUUUAUAUGGUAUGGAAAUAGCAUACUCUUCCCCCACGCAAAAAAGAUAUCACAGUAAAAAAGAACACAACAGUAUUCAACAUAUAACCUCUAGCACAAGAAUGCGGUGGGUAAAGGGGAAACUUUUGUCUUUUUUAAUCAUUGACAAUAUAUCCUAUGUUGAGCAGUGAGCAGUUUUUACGAACAGAUUAUUUAAUGGGAUAACUCGGUGCGUUUCGUAUGUACAUUUGCGUAGCGAUGUUACCAUGUGUCUAGUAUGAAAGUAGUCAUGAUCGCUCACAUUCAACACGUUAUAAUGUGAUAAUUAUAGGAGUAACUAUUAUAUCCUGCUGUAGAUGAUGUCUGUCUUUAGUUCAGCUUCUCAUCUUGUAUGUGUGUAUGAGGUUUUAUUAUGCUUGUAAGAAAUGAUAUGAAUGUUAAGUUAUGUAAAGAAAGUAUCUUGUGUAAAGUGCUUGUGGUUGUGCAAUAUUAUUUUAUUUGUAGUAAUAUUUUACGAAGAAAAUCUCUCUAGUGUAAUAUCUACUAACCCAUGCAAUAUUUUUAUAAUAGUUCUUGGUUGUUAAAAAUAUAUUAAUAACUCUUCUGUCUAUGAUGAAUCAGAAUAAUUUUGAGGUAUUAUUUUUUCAUUCUUGUAAAGUUUUACAUUUUUUACAUAUUGUAUCUUCUUUGGUAAGUUUUAGGGAACUUGAUUAAUAAAAUACAUGGA